AUGCUUUAUUAUAGUGGGCUCAUAUCUAGAAUAGGAAAUGUGGAUGAAGGUGAUACCAUUACUGAUUAUCUUGCCGAAGAAAAGGAUAGAGGCAUUACUAUACAAAGUGCAGCAGUUACAAUACCAUGGAAUCAUCAUAGAAUUAACAUAAUUGAUACACCAGGUCAUGCAGAUUUUACCUUUGAAGUUAUUCGAUCCUUGAGAGUUUUGGAUGGUGGAGUGACUGUGCUAGAUGCAGUUGCUGGUGUUGAAGCACAGACUGAGAAGGUAUGGAAGCAGGCUCGUGAUCUUGGGAUCCCCUUAAUUGCAUAUAUUAAUAAAAUGGAUCGAGAUGGGGCAGGGUAUGGUCGGACUGUAAAAGAGAUUGUGGGAAGACUCGGAACAAGAGCAACAUUAGUGAAUAUUCCCUAUUUUGUUGAGGAUGUGGCCACUGGAAGGAUGAACUUCACAGGUGUUAUAGAUGUUAUUCAUAAGAACCUUCUACGCUGGAAUAUCUCAACCAAUGUUUCAUCUACUAAUGAGGCUGCUGAUGGAACGGAUAUUGAGGUGAUACAUUUAGAAAAAGAGGACCUUAAUACUGAAUAUACAGAUGCGAAAAAGCAAUGCAUAAAAGCAAGAAAAGCAGUCAUCGAACAGCUUUGCGAUUUUGAUGAUGCCAUUGUGGAUUCGUUUUUAGAAACAGAGGACUACAUGAAAGUAGAUUCGGCAGUAAUUCAGGAGUCUUUGAGAAAAGCUACCAUAAAGAGGUAUACGACUCCAAUAUUGUGCGGCUCUAGCUUUAAAAACAUCGGCGUUCAACCAUUGAUGGAUGCAGUUGUUAGUUAUCUUCCAUCACCAAUAGAUGUACCUCCACCAAAAAUUAUCUGUGAUAUCAAUGCUUGUGGCAGACAGAAAAGAAACGCAAAGAAAUAUUUGCAGGCACAUUCCAAUGAAACAGAUUUAAACUUACCUGUGAAAAUGGAUCCCCGUAUUGGAUGUGUGAUUAAUAAAGACAAAAACCUUUCUGCUUCCUUAGCUUUUAAAGUUAUAUCUCAUCCAAACAGGGGACUUAUGAUUUUUGUAAGAGUUUACAGUGGGAAGUUGAACCCAAACAGCACUGUGAUUAAUUCCAGAACAGGGGAAAGGAUUCGCAUUGGUAAACUUUUGCUCAUGAACGGUGAAAUUCCACAGGAAGUCAAAUAUCUUACGGCGGGAAAUAUAGGAGUUAUUACAGGGACGGAAGAAAUUAGUACGGGCGAUACGUUAAUAUCGCAUGCAGUAUCCAAAAAUCCGAACAAGAUUCAAAAACGGGAAGCAUCAGCAAAACUUCUUUCAAUUACAAUUCCACCUCCUGUUUUUUCUGUUAGCAUCGAGCCGACAACUGUUGCUGAUAAACGUAAAUUGGAAACCUGCUUGAAACUCAUUUUGAAAGAGGAUCCUAGCUUACGAUUGACAUAUGACGAUGAAGCCGGUCAAUUAAUUCUUUCUGGAAUGGGCGAACUUCAUCUUGAAAUCACAAAAGAUCGACUUGUCAAUGAUAUGAAGGUGAAUGCGGAUAUAGGAAAAGUCCAUGUUACAUACAAGGAAAGCAUAAUAGAGCCUACUGAAAGUGUUAGUAAAUCACAGCAGACCCAAACUGUACAGGCAUGUUCUAUGUGA
Molecule: messenger RNA, 1638 nt
Organism: Brettanomyces bruxellensis
Lineage: Eukaryota; Fungi; Ascomycota; Pichiomycetes; Pichiales; Pichiaceae
Exons: 1
Coding region: 1-1638 (545 amino acids)
Biological process (GO): ribosome disassembly; mitochondrial translation
Cellular component (GO): mitochondrion
Molecular function (GO): GTPase activity; GTP binding
Source: RefSeq, a predicted model, not a curated record